Molecule: messenger RNA, 3444 nt
Organism: Penicillium cosmopolitanum
Lineage: Eukaryota; Fungi; Ascomycota; Eurotiomycetes; Eurotiales; Aspergillaceae
Product: SH3 domain protein
Exons: 6
Coding region: 1-3444 (1147 amino acids)
Molecular function (GO): protein binding
Source: RefSeq, a predicted model, not a curated record
AUGUCCAACCCGCCUUUUACGGUUCGAGCGGUCUUCGAGUACGCUUCGGGCCACGAUGACGACCUAAGCUUUUCGAUAGGCCAAGUUAUUACCGUCACGGAUGUGGAAGAUGCCGAAUGGUAUAGCGGCGGAUACACCGACGGCUCCGGGGGCAAGCAUGAGGCGCGCCCGAACAGAGCGAAGAAGGAGCCGGAGCCAGCACCAGCGCCGGUUGAACCCCCCGCGGUGAUCGGGAGUCAACCGCCCGCGGAACCUGAAGUUGCCGAGCAACUACCGGCGGAUGAACCUGAGCCAAUUUCCCAACAGCCUCCUGCAUUGGCGCUUCAGUCUCCUCCUCUGAUAUCAAGCCCUCCAGUCGAAGAACCUACCUCGCCUGUCCAGCUCGCACAUCCGAUCCCAGCCCCUGUCGCACCGGCAGCCGACCCCGCGCCUCCCGUUGUCAAGGCUUCCAAGCCGCCCCCACCUGCUGUUGCUGAGAAGCCCUCCUCGUUCAAGGAUCGCAUCGCGGCCUUCAACAAGUCCGCUGCCACCCCAAUUACCCCUUUCGCACCCGGUGGCCAGAAGCCAGGUUCCUUCGUAAAGAAGCAAUUCGUCGCCCCUCCUCCAAGGAGGAAGAUCCCGGAGGUGCAAGAGCAGAUAGCCCGCGAGCCUCCCGUUUCAGAAAGCCGCCCUCCCCCUCCUCCACCCCAGACUCUUCCGCAAGAAACCGAAGAGGGGGCAGAGGAUCAGCCUAAACCCACCAGCUUGAAAGACAGAAUCGCACUCCUUCAGAAACAGCAAUUAGAACAGGCAGCGCGCCAUGCCGAAGCUGCUCAAAAGAAGGAAAAGCCCAAGCCCCCCAAGAAGCCGGUCGAGCAACCGAUCGAGGCCACGGAGCCUAUUGAAGAUACCGAGGCUUCGCCGAUUGAAGCAGCUGCACCCAUCACCGCCCGGGAUCCUAGCGUUGAUACAGUGCGAUCCAAACCCCCACCGCCCCAGCCUCCUACUCCAUUGGUUGCACCUGAGGAAAUUACUAGCGAUGCAAACGAUGCGGAUUACUCUGCAGCUGCCGAUUCCGAGGAUGCAGGAGAGACCUCAACCAGCAAGGAUGAUGAAGAUGAGCGUCCGCGCCAAAUGUCGACCCAUACUAUUGAACCAAAGGCCGAAGAGGCUGACGUCGAGGAGGGAACAGAGGAGGAAGAGGAGAUGGAUCCUGAAACCAGACGCCGGAUGGAGCUUCGCGAGAGAAUGGCGAAGAUGAGCGGCGGUAUGGGCAUGAUGGGUCUCUUUGGUCCCCCAGGUGGUAUGCCAGGCAUGUCUGCUCCUGGACCUCGCAAGCCCAAGACCCCUGGCGAGUCCGAGAAAAGACUUGGUGAACCUGAACCGACCUCUCCGGGCAAUGCUCCUCCCGUCCCUAUGAUUCCUCUGCCUGGAAUGAACCUCAACACUAAGCCUACCCCUCCCGAUGUCGAGAAGGAGGAUGAGGAACCACUGGCAACUCCUGUCUCUGAGCAACACCCAUCACGCGAGGUGCCAGACGUGGAAGAAGUUGUUCACGAGGGCGCCUUGCCGCGUCGCUCUACUGACCGGGCUCCUCCCGCCCCACCCGCGCAUGCUCCCGCACCGCCUUCCAGAGAAUCACGACCCGUUCCUCCUCUUGUGAUGACAGAAGAGCCGGGCUCGCCUCCACCUGUUCCUGGAGGUCGACCGGCUCCUCCUCUUCACAGAGCUUCCGAGGCUGGAAAUGAGUCCGAUGAUGAACUGUCUGUCCACGCAGGAAAAUUGUCGUUGGACUCUGGUGCCCGAGAUCAGCCUCGAGCCGUCCCACCUCCAGUCCCUACCUCGGCAGUUCCUGACAGCAUUGAUUCUCGUCGCUCCUCAACCUACGAGUCGACACCUUCAACUCCAGCAGCCGAAAAGAGAGCGAGCCGCGUUCCUCCACCAAUCCCAUCAAACCCGCCUAUGCCACCGACACAGAGCCGCGCUCCCCUCCCCCUCCUCCCAACGCACCCCGUCGGCGCUGGAGAGGGCGUCGAGGGCGAAGUUACCGAAUAUGACGGAGAUUAUGAUACUGACAUCGCGUCGGGGGCUAGAUUCAAGGAUGCCCUGCGAUCUCAUGAACGCGAUUCCAGCUUUGACGAGGGCACCAUAACCGAUGAUUAUCCUCCUCAAUCCCCACGCAGCCCCCAGGAAAGUCGCCAGCCUCCGCCUCUUCCCCCAGCCGCUGCUCCACGGGCGGUUCCACCUCUCCCGCCUCAUCAACCUCCUCGAAAUGCCCGGGCUUCAAUUGAUACGCCUCGAGGACCUCCUCCGCCACCGCCUGGCAGGGAGCCGCCGCCCUGUGGGGAUGAUGAUGAGUACGACCCAUUUAACUACACUACUCCAUCACAUGGUCUGCCGCCAAUUCCCACCGGUGGGCGCCCUGAGGCUCCUCCACCCCCUCCCCCGCAGCCAGUGACAGAGUACGAUGAUAUGUAUGACGCUUCUCCUGUUGAGAGCCACGCAACCGACACCUAUCCUACAGUGCAACAUGAGAAGCGACCUUCUCUUGCGCCGCCGCCGCCUCCCAGCCAAGCUCCUUCACUCCCAUCUCCAUCCGUUGGUCGAAGUGGACGGGCUUCCAUGGAUAUGCUGAGAAACCAACCCAAUGUCCGUCGUUCUAUGGAUGUUUCUCGCCCAUCUGUUGAUCAGGGAUAUAUCGCGACCGACAUCGAUCUGGCAGAGAGUACUACUUGGUGGACUCAGCCUAACGCUACACCUCCUGUCUUCCAAGGCCGCAAGGAUAUUCUCUUUGAGGUUGAAGAGUCAUCUUCGUCGAAGCGUGGUGGUAAAACAACCAUUUCGAAGGAUAUUUACGUCUUGUUCAUGGAUUAUUCCCAGACUGUCGUGACGGUCCAAUUCGAUGCCAAAAACCCUGCGGAUGCUGUCCUCGAGCAACGCCAUGAAGCUACCCCUCUCCAGCCUCGACAGGACCAGUUAGAACAGGCUCACCUGCAGCUGGGAACCCGCAUUUUUGAAGCAGUGAAUUCCGUUCAGAACUCAACGGUUGGCGAUGGUACUCCGUUCGGACUGGUCCAGCAUCUUCUGAACCCGCUGGCUGAUGCGCUUCUUCCUGUUGGUACUCGAGCCUAUGGUGCACUGGUCUACUCAAACCUGGCCAAUGCCUCGGUCUCGCAGAAUGACGAGAUCAGGGCGGGUGACAUCGUGAGCUUCCGAAACGCUCGCUUCCAAGGUCACCGUGGCACCAUGCACCAGAAGUAUAGUGCCGAGGUAGGCAAGCCCGACCAUGUGGGUGUUGUUGUCGAUUGGGACGGCACAAAGAAGAAGAUUCGCGCCUGGGAGCAAGGCCGCGAAAGCAAAAAGGUGAAGAUGGAGAGCUUCAAGCUGAAUGACCUACGCAGUGGUGAAUGCAAGGUCUGGCGAGUGAUGCCGCGCAGCUGGGUCGGCUGGGAGUCCUCGAAAUAA